Teleopsis dalmanni is the source of this 1037-nucleotide messenger RNA. Its product is annotated as potassium voltage-gated channel subfamily KQT member 5-like. NCBI's taxonomy places the organism in Eukaryota, Metazoa, Arthropoda, Insecta, Diptera, Diopsidae. The coding region runs from base 648 to 1037 and encodes 129 amino acids. Gene Ontology annotation, molecular function: voltage-gated potassium channel activity. Gene Ontology annotation, cellular component: membrane. Gene Ontology annotation, biological process: potassium ion transport. The record is from RefSeq and is a predicted model, not a curated record. The transcript has 4 exons.
CAACAAUUAAGUUAAUUUGUUGCUAAGAUCAAAAGCAAUAUAUCGUAAAAAACUUUAUUGCUAAUUGAUCUGCAUUCUACGUCAACACGUCAAAGACUAUAGCCCACAAGAAAUCAACGUGAUCGACGAGCAAACCUGACAAUUUGCAGAUAGAUCAUAACCACACAACUGAUCGCUAUCCGUGACUGAAAUAAUAAAUCAUUUACGAGUGUUUGCUGAUUUAACAAUAUCAAUUUCAAUUUGUCCUUAUCAAAAGUAAUUAAAAAUGCAAAUAAAUACCAAAUAAUAAGAUUUCAGCCCUGAAUUCAAUACAAACUGUGCAUUUACUUUGCCGUCUAUAACUUUACCGCUAUUUCAUAAACAAAAUGCGAGGUGUGGUAGAGAAAACAGAACGCAUAUCGUAUAAAAUCAGUGACAGUGAUUCGAGGAUCGCUUUAACUACGCGAUCGCACAACUUGAAUUUUAAGUAUUGCUUCGGUUCUCAGAUAUGUCAGACGUAUCUGCUAAGCGCGUUCGGCAAGUUCAUUUUCAGAUAUAAAUAUACGUACUUUCAGAUACAAAAUAAUAUAGCAAGCAGAUGUGAUUUUCAGUAUUUAAUUUUAAAGUUUAACAUCGUGGGUUAAUGUUGGAAAAAAAAAUUCACAGCAAUGGAUCCGUUAAAUGAGUGUAUCAUGUUCUAUGAACAAAGUUUGAAAAAAAAGAGGUCAUGUAAGCUCGGUAAUUACGAAACCGACAGUUUUUUUGAACCGCGAAUGUCACUAUUGGGCAAACCUCUAAACUACAAUCGCGGCACGCGCCGUGGUUUUCGGUACAGAAGACUACAAAGCCGUAUCUACAACUUUCUGGAGAGGCCGCGCGGAAUACCAGCAGUCAUAUAUCAUAUUAUGGUAUUUCUAAUGGUAUUUACUUGUCUUGCCUUGAGCGUUUUUUCAACAAUCGAGGAAUACGAGAAGGACGCUCUGUACAUUUUGUUUAGAAUGGAGAUUUUGGUUGUUGUGUGGUUCACCAUGGAGUUCUUCUUGCGGGGACGAACAUAA